Molecule: messenger RNA, 1042 nt
Organism: Monopterus albus (swamp eel)
Lineage: Eukaryota; Metazoa; Chordata; Actinopteri; Synbranchiformes; Synbranchidae
Product: protein RD3-like
Exons: 2
Coding region: 23-520 (165 amino acids)
Source: RefSeq, a predicted model, not a curated record
CGAUGUGGUCACCGACACCCUGAUGCUGGAGUUCAGCUGGCAGCUGAAGGAGGCAGAGAGGCGGCAGAGAGAGAGGGAGAAGGAGUACCGACGCCUCAAGACCGGAGUGGACUACAGCUGGCUGGCCAGCACGCCUCGCUCCUCCUACAACAUCAGCACUGGGGAGAGGCUCAGCCUGGAGGGCCUCUGCUCCAAGGUGCCACCAUCCUGCUGCGGUUUCGUCAUACUCAAGUUCAGGGAAGCCAUGCAGGCCAGUGAACCUGAAGUGGAGGAGGUGUUGGGCGUGUUCCGCUCUGUCCUCCUGGAGGCUCUGGACCACCUGAAGGAGGAGCAGGAGGCACAGCACCUGUGGAUCAACAGAUGUCCCAAGAGCAUGUCCCUCAAGAAUUUCAGGUCUCGGAUCAAGAUCAACCCGUUUGGAUGCACGGUGGGCCUGACCUCCGCUGUGUCUGACGGGGCAGGGCUGAGUGACCUUAAAACUGUGUCAGAGAAUGUGGAAAGAGGUAUGGAGAGUGAGUAGAGGUCACAGUGGGUGUGGAGCAUGCCCGACUUCAGCUACAAAGGAGAGAGCAGCAGCAAGGUUGCCUGAUGUGGGGCACCGGUGGAACGUUUCAGUGGGACAUAUACUGAUCUCCCCAGGACUCUGCUGCCAUAUGUUCACUUUCCACCAGGUGGAGGAGGAUGAAUGCCAUCCUUCCCUGUAGGAAACCACUCAGCAUUUGUUCCAUUUAUCUUUUCAUCUGCAAGAGUAAUGCCAGGUGUUUUUGUCUAAAGAUUUUUCAACAAUGUUUUUACUUGAAAGGGUUUUCCUUUCAAUGAGAUCACCUUUGGUGGAGAUUUGACAUCUAAGCUUUGAGGUCUAUUAUUUGUAGACCCACAGGGAUAUUUAUGUAAUUCAAAGAGCCCAUGGCAUCCUUUUACUUAUUUUUUUUUGUUAAUAACAGUGUUAAAAUGGUGAAUUAUCGUCUUAGAUCUGACCUAAACCUCAUAAAAUGAAAUGUAUGUUCUAGUACUUCUGUGUAAAAGCAACUUGGUUUAAACA